This is a messenger RNA of Hippopotamus amphibius kiboko, 1972 nucleotides long. It is a transcript of the gene KCNJ5, whose product is annotated as potassium inwardly rectifying channel subfamily J member 5. Lineage: Eukaryota; Metazoa; Chordata; Mammalia; Artiodactyla; Hippopotamidae. Gene Ontology annotation, molecular function: G-protein activated inward rectifier potassium channel activity. Gene Ontology annotation, cellular component: plasma membrane. Bases 225 to 1484 code for a protein of 419 amino acids. Gene Ontology annotation, biological process: potassium ion import across plasma membrane; regulation of monoatomic ion transmembrane transport. The record is from RefSeq and is a predicted model, not a curated record. The transcript is spliced from 3 exons.
UAGUGGCUGGGACUGGAGGGGCUGGUGAGGGAAGGGACAGGAUGGCUUAGAAGCCUCUGCCAACAGGACCCCACGCAAGAAGAGGCUCUCGGUACAGUCCGAGGCUGCUGUGAUGGCUGGGGUAGGAGGGUCCCCUCCCGGUCCCUGAACACCCUUGCACCACCUCGGAGGGACACCCCAGAAGUUAGCAUCAGUGGGACUUGGAAGCUCCGAUCUCAACAACCAUGGCUGGCGAUUCUAGGAAUGCCAUGAACCAGGAUAUGGAGAUUGGGGUCACUCCCAGGGACCCUAAAAAGAUUCCCAAGCAGGCCCGCGAUUAUAUCCCCAUCGCCACCGACCGCACACGCCCGCUGGCAGAGGGCAAGAAGCCCCGGCAGCGCUACAUGGAGAAGAGCGGCAAGUGCAACGUCCACCACGGCAACGUCCAGGAGACCUACCGCUACCUGAGUGACCUCUUCACCACCCUGGUGGACCUCAAGUGGCGCUUCAACCUGCUUGUCUUCACCAUGGUCUACACGGUCACCUGGCUGUUCUUUGGAUUCAUCUGGUGGCUCAUUGCUUACAUCCGGGGUGACCUGGACCACGUUGGGGACCGAGAGUGGAUCCCUUGUGUCGAAAACCUCAGCGGCUUCGUGUCUGCCUUCCUGUUCUCCAUCGAGACCGAGACCACCAUUGGGUACGGCUUUCGGGUGAUCACGGAGAAGUGUCCAGAAGGCAUCAUCCUCCUGCUGGUCCAGGCCAUCCUUGGCUCCAUCGUCAACGCCUUCAUGGUGGGGUGCAUGUUCGUCAAGAUCAGCCAACCCAAGAAGAGAGCAGAGACCCUGAUGUUCUCCAACAAUGCUGUCAUCUCCCUGCGCGACGAGAAGCUCUGCCUGAUGUUCCGGGUGGGCGACCUACGCAACUCGCACAUCGUGGAGGCCUCCAUCCGCGCCAAGCUCAUCAAGUCCCGGCAGACCAAGGAGGGGGAAUUCAUCCCACUGAACCAGACCGACAUCAACGUGGGCUUCGACACGGGGGAUGACCGCCUCUUCCUGGUGUCCCCGCUCAUCAUCUCUCACGAGAUCAACGAAAAGAGCCCUUUCUGGGAGAUGUCGCGGGCCCAGCUGAAUCAGGAGGAGUUUGAAAUUGUGGUCAUCCUGGAAGGGAUGGUGGAGGCAACAGGCAUGACUUGCCAAGCACGGAGCUCCUACAUGGAUACAGAGGUGCUCUGGGGCCACCGAUUCACACCAGUCCUCACCUUGGAAAAGGGCUUCUAUGAAGUGGACUACAACACCUUCCAUGACACCUAUGAAACCAACACACCCAGCUGCUGUGCCAAGGAGCUGGCAGAAAUGAAGCGGGAAGGCCGGCUCCUGCAGUACCUCCCAAGCCCCCCACUUCCAGGAGGCUGUGCUGGAGCAGAACUGGAUGCAGAGGCUGAGCAGGACAGAGAGGAAGAGCCUGAGGGUCUGAGUGGGUUCCGGGAGACCAGGGGCUCGGUGUGAGGACGACACUGUCCCCACUCCCUCCCCUCAUUGGCUUCUCAAGAGCACAGAUGCUGUGGGGCAGGCCGUGGAGGGGGUGAACUAGAUGAGUGUGCUGGGGGGCAGCCAGGAGCCAUGAGGCUCUGUGAGGAGGAGCAGUAAACCAGUCCUGGCACCUCCUGGCUUUUGCCUGGGCCCCCGUGCAGUGCUGCCUCUGCUCCCCUGGCCUCUGUCACACUGGCUAAGAGCCAGGCCAGGAGGGGUGGCCACACAAUGACACACACAGGUGGCCUCUGUCCUCACACCUCUCUCUGCCAACUGCCCUGGAUCACCUUUCUCUUUGGGUUCCACACAGCAACGGCAGCCUCCCCUUUCUAGGUGACAUCUAGAGAGGGCUGUUGCCCCCUUUCUCUUAUUCUGACCACCCUGGGCCUUGUGGAUUCAGUGCGGGGAGAUUCUCCCUACCUGGAAGCUUAAAUCCCCAGUCCUCAGGGGGGCUCACAGACCUU